Messenger RNA from Juglans regia (Persian walnut), 2378 nucleotides. Its product is annotated as protein FAR1-RELATED SEQUENCE 5-like. Bases 118 to 1965 code for a protein of 615 amino acids. The transcript has 3 exons. Lineage: Eukaryota; Viridiplantae; Streptophyta; Magnoliopsida; Fagales; Juglandaceae. The record is from RefSeq and is a predicted model, not a curated record.
GCCACUAGUUGAUUGAUUACAUUGUUUUAGGGAUUGAUUUAAUAUUGAUUACAUUGUUUUAUACUCUCUAAUUUUUUAGGGAUUAAUUUAAUAUUGAUUACAUUGUUUUAUGUUGGGAUGAAGGAUUUUGGGUGGAGUUCGGAUAGUGAUGAUGUUCAGAUGGUAACGACUAGAAACUGUCCACAAGUUGUAAAUGAAACUGUUGAGGAUGAAACUGUGGAUAAUCAAUGUGAUGUGAAUUUGGGAGAUGGAUUGAAUAUGGGAGAUGGCGUGAAUUUGGGAGAUGGUGAUGGAGAUGGAGUGAAUAUGGGAGAUGGAGAUGGAGUCAAUGUCAUUUCCACUUCUAGUAGUGGACUUUUUGAACCGUUCAUUGGGAAUGAAUUUGAUGAAGUUGAGGAUGCCCAAGCAUUUUAUAAGGCUUAUGCAAGACGAAAAGGUUUUGCAAUUAGGACCAACCAUACACAAUUAUCGAGAGGAGACAAAAAAUUAAUUGGUGUGCACUAUGUUUGUACAAGGGAAGGAUUUAGGCGUGAAAGUCUCAAACAAAAAGAAAGACAAAUUCCCGAACCAGCUGAAACAAAAAUUGGGUGUAAAGCUACCAUGUGUAUAAAAAAAGAUGGUGAAAGGUGGGUAGUUUGCAAGUUUUACCCUCAACACAAUCAUGAGCUACUCACACCAAGAAGUACCAGUAUGCUACGUGGACAUAGAGGAGUCACACGCGUGCAAAAAAAUCUCAUUCAGACAUUGAAUGAGACUGGUGUACCAACAAGGAAGAUAAUGUCGGUGUUAAGCAAAGAAACAGGUGGUGAUUUUAAUAUUGGUUGUAUUGGAAAGGACGUCGAAAAUUAUUUGGGAAAUAAAAGAAAAAAAUUGUUUGAAGAGGGAGAUGCACAAAGGUUGUAUGCAUACUUUCUUGAGCGACAGUGUAAAGAACCUGGGUUUGUGUACUCAAUGCAGGUCGAUGAGAAUGGGUGUAUGGGAAGCUGUUUUUGGGCAGAUGCUAGAUCUAGAUCUGCAUAUCAAUAUUUCGGAGAUGUCGUCACAUUUGAUGCGACAUACCUCACAAAUGUUUAUAAGAUGCCAUUUGUGCCGUUCUCAGGAGUUAAUCAUCAUCACCAAACCAUAAUGUUUGGUUGUGCGUUGUUAGUGAAUGAGACAGCUGAAUCCUAUAUAUGGUUACUGAGAACAUGGCAAGAAGCAAUGCUUGGGCGUGCCCCUGCAACCAUUAUUACUGAUGAUGACAAAGCAAUGGCCAAAGCCAUUUCAGAGGUACUCCCAAAUACAACUCACCUGUUAUGCUUGUGGCAUAUUUUACAAAAAUUUCCAGAACAUUUGGCACAUGUCUAUCACAAAUUUCCAGACUUUCAAAAAGAGUUUCAUCAUUGUAUCCAUGAUACUAUAACAGCUGAUGAGUUCGAGGAGGAAUGGGUUUCAAUACUAGUGAAGUAUGAUCUAGUAGGUAAUGAUUGGCUCCAAAAUCUUUACAACCGAAGGGAGAAGUGGGUCCCGGCUUACUUGCGAACGACAUUUUGUGCCGGGAUGUCAACCACACAAAGGAGCGAGAGCAUGAAUAAAUUCUUCAAGGAUUAUGUGCGAUCAAGCACGAUAGUGAGUGACUUUGUGCAUCAGUACGAGAAAGCCUUAGAUGCACGUUAUUUUAAGGAAAAAGAGAAGGAUGUGAGAACAAAGUCGAGUUGGCCGGUUUUGAAAACAUGUUGGGAAAUUGAAGAAGAGGCAGCCAAAGUGUAUACAAGGAAGUCCUUCAAUAUCUUUCAAGACGAGCUAUUCAAUUGCCAACGAUACAAAGCAACAAAGGUUCAGCAAGAGGGUGAGAGUAAAAUGUAUGAGGUGGCACCUAAGGGCAAGGACAAACGUAUCUAUUAUGUGACUUUCAACUGUAAAGAAGCGAAGGCAAUAUGUAUAUGUCAUAUGUUUGAGUUUGGGGGAUAUUGGAAAUGUAAAUGACAACAUGUCACAAAGGGUGGAUCUUGAUGAAGAAGUAUGAGGAAAUGGCUAGUUCCGAUAAAUGCAUUGUUUCCAUGGGCUUAAUGUUGGAGAUGUUGAAUUUGGAGAUGUUGAAUUUAUGGGCUUAAUGUAUUUGGAGCCCAAGUAGCAUGAAUGAGUCGAUCUCAAACCUGAUCAAUAUUUAUAAAUUGAUUGUAUGCAUGAAUGAGUUUGAUAUGCAGUUUCUCUUACUGAUUCGGUCGAAAACUUUUGUAAUGGUUUUACUUCUAGAUAUAUUUUGGAAAGAUUUUACUGCAGUUAUGGAUUUGGAUUUCUUUCUUUUCUUUUAUAUACUUUGGUUUUGUAGUGAUUUGAGUUUGUAGCUUUCAGUAAUCGAUUUGUUUCUGUUUAUGUGAUGGCAACUUGCGUUGUAG